AUGUUAUAGCGCUCUUUAUCUCCUAUAUAUCAGAAUGAUGAGGAUUAUUUGAAACCAAAAAUCCCUCAAAUUACUCAAAAAAUGCCAUAGUUUUGUUAAUAUUAUAAGGAGAAUAUAUAAUAUCCAUCCUUAAUAUAAACUGUAAGAAAAAAAUAAAUAUUUGAUUAAAGAAAUGUUAACCAAUAAAAUAUUUCCCCAAUAAGAACAAACUAAAUUCAAUUUAGAGUAUCAUAACCCAAAAGCCCAAUUAUUAGAUAAAAAAUUGAUAUGCCUUUAUAAUCAAGAUCUCAAACUUCAUUUUUACAUCAAAUGCCAACCUCAUUAACACCUCCGAAAAAACAAAAUUCAAAAAUACUUACAUCACAAACAAUAAUCCCUCAACAUUAAAAUCCAUAAUUAAUUGUUAAGACUCCAUUAAAUGAGUAAAUUAAAUCCCAAAUCAACAAUUACUAAAUGCAAUCUUAAAAUUACUAGGAUAGAGGAUAAUAAAAAUAAAUGAAGAUAGACCAAAGCCAAAAGGACAUAUAUUCAUGCUUAUAAGAAGAAUUACAAAAGUCAGAAAUGAAAUUAAAAUAAUUAACUGAAAGAAGCCAACAAAUGGAAGAGAAACGAAUAUAACUUAGAAAUACUUUUAAGAAUUCAAAAUUACAAUAGAAGAAUCAUUGA
This is a messenger RNA of Paramecium tetraurelia, 666 nucleotides long. RefSeq lists its product as uncharacterized. Lineage: Eukaryota; Ciliophora; Oligohymenophorea; Peniculida; Parameciidae. The transcript has a single exon. The record is from RefSeq and is a predicted model, not a curated record.